Rosa chinensis is the source of this 777-nucleotide messenger RNA. Its product is annotated as citrate-binding protein-like. NCBI's taxonomy places the organism in Eukaryota, Viridiplantae, Streptophyta, Magnoliopsida, Rosales, Rosaceae. The annotation marks the transcript as partial. The record is from RefSeq and is a predicted model, not a curated record. The transcript is spliced from 5 exons.
UCUGAUCCUACACAGGGCUUUGUCUCCCUCCCUUUCAACCGAUCCUACUACCAUAUUCAGAAACCUUACGAUGUGCCUGAAGACCAGCUCUACUGCGCCUUCAUCGAUGGAGUUCAUAAAUGUUGGGUCUACUCCACAGACAAACCUCACACUACUACCAGCCAAACCCUGCCUCGCACUGAGAUUGCCAUACAAGGAUACAAUUACUCUUCUGGGGUGUGGGAGUUCGAAGCAUUUGGGUACGUCCCAAAAGGGACAUCAGGGGUGUGCAUAAUGCAAGUGUUUGGAGCAACGUACUGCUCCUUAACUCUGAUGCUGAGGGUCUACAAUGGUUCACUAACAUACUACAUGGCUCCGGUGUUGGUUCCCAACAUCUACGAUAAGUGGUUCAAGCUCAAUGUGGUUCACGAUGUUGAUGGUGCAAAAGUCAGAGUGUACAUUGAUAGAUGUCUCAAAAUCGAAGCAGAUGGUCGUGGAGGAACCUCUCAUGCUUUCAAAUGUGGUGUCUACGCCCAGAUGAAUGACUCCAAUUACAUGGAGUCUCGUUGGAAACACAUCAAAGUUUUAAGAAAGGCUUUAUAUUUUGACGACUGUAUCAGUUGGAAGGUAGAUCAGCACGUUUGUAGUACGACUAGUUUCAAACUUUCAAUAGAAAACAAAAUGAAGAGUACCACCCAGACUGUGAAGCACGCAAUUAUUCUGUAACAGAGAUAUUUCAAACAGAACUCUCCAGUUUAUGUAUAUCAUAAAUUAAUAAUAUUUGACAAAUGAAACCCA